This is a messenger RNA of Diaporthe batatas, 1681 nucleotides long. RefSeq lists its product as uncharacterized. Lineage: Eukaryota; Fungi; Ascomycota; Sordariomycetes; Diaporthales; Diaporthaceae. The transcript has a single exon. The record is from RefSeq and is a predicted model, not a curated record. The coding region runs from base 24 to 1439 and encodes 471 amino acids. Gene Ontology annotation, molecular function: hydrolase activity, acting on carbon-nitrogen (but not peptide) bonds, in cyclic amidines.
CUCUCAACUGCCACAAAGUCAACAUGCUGGAAGAAUACGUGAUCAUUCCGAGCCUCGACGCACAGAACCGGUGGAAUAUUCAAAUUGACAACGGCAUAAUUAUAUCAAGAACCCCUUCACUACCUAGCUCAUCGUCCUCGCCCAAACUUCUCUUGCCACCUCUCUGCCACCCGCAUAUACAUCUUGACAAGGCCUAUCUCCUCACCGGCAACAAACCAACCUCCCAUGGACAGCCAGACUAUUCCGAUCUCAUGCCCCAGACGGGCGACUUCAAGGAAGCCCUCGCGAACACCUCGGCCGCGAAGGGGCGGUACACCGAAGAGGACCUGUACCUCCGCGGCUCACAGCUCCUCGCCGACAGUUACCGGCACGGGGUGACCUCGAUGCGGGCUUUCGUCGAAGUAGACGUCGUCACGCAAUUCAAGACGGUCGAAGCAGCCAUCAGACUCAAGAGGGAUUUCGGCCACCUGAUUGAGAUACAGAUCUGUGUCUUUGCUCAGGACCCCAUCUUCUCGGGAGACAGUGGGCGUCGCAACCGGGAGCUCCUCAUCAAGGCGCUGGACAAGUACGAUGGAGACGUCGAGGCCCUGGGGACGACCCCGUAUGUCGAGACGGAUCAGCACGCCGCGGUCGAGAACAUCGAUUUUGCCAUCCGGACAGCGAUUGAGAGGGGCCUGUUCCUGGAUUUUCAUCUGGAUUACCAUCUGGAACCCCCGCCGGACCCAGCACCAGGCACGCUCCUCGAGACCCUGAUCAAGCACCUCAUUUACCACAGGUGGACUGAGCGAGCUUCGAAAACCAGACAGGCUAUCGCCAUCGGCCACUGUACAAGACUAACCACCAUGGAGUCGUCAUUGACGGCAGCUGUAGCCGGCCUGAUCAAAGACCACAAGCUGCCGGUCCACUUCGUCGGGCUGCCCACGAGUGACCUCUACAUGAUGGGACGGCCCAAAGCAUCAGAGCACCAAGGCCCCGGCCGGCCACACACGCGCCCGAGGGGCACAAUGCAGAUCCCCUCGAUGAUCAAGGACCUGGGCCUCAACGGCUGCCUGGGCGUCAACAACGUCGGCAACGCCUUCACGCCCAGCGGCGACGGGGACCCGCUGCAGCUGGCCAGCUGGGGGGUCCUGCUGUACCAUGCCGGCGCGGAGUCUGAUGCCGGGCUACUGUACGGGUGCGUAAGCGAGCGGGCGAGGAGGGCGAUUGGGAUAUCCUCGGCAGAUGAGAUAGGCGAGGAGCUUUCGCGGGCGUCGCGGGACUCUCAGGGCCUAGGUCGCGGCGUGCCUGUUCCCGGUCUUCUUGUCGUUAACGAUGACUGUGUGGUCCUCCCUGGGAAAGAUGGCGAUGGGUCUGCUCGGAUCACGGUGCCUGCCCGACAGAGGCUCAGUGUCAAAGAUGUUGUCUGGGAUCCGCCCGCCCGGAGAUCCGUUUUGAGGUGAGGGAUACCUCAUAGUUUCAACGCUGUGGGAAGUUCCUGAUCCACAGUAUCAUGGCCUCGGGCUGGCUCUGAGCACCCCAAGGUGGCUGAUGAUCAGUAAGACGUAUUUCACUACAAAUUGUUUCCUUUGUACGGGUGUUUGCUACAUGGCUACAUACAGCAUCUGGUGGUGGUAGACCAGCCACCUGGGUAAGCAGUCCUCACUUGUAUAUAAAGCAAAUUCUGGUUUCUAGGUCACGGUAU